Molossus molossus (Pallas's mastiff bat) is the source of this 1372-nucleotide messenger RNA. It is a transcript of the gene HS3ST1, whose product is annotated as heparan sulfate-glucosamine 3-sulfotransferase 1. Bases 102 to 1037 code for a protein of 311 amino acids. The record is from RefSeq and is a predicted model, not a curated record. NCBI's taxonomy places the organism in Eukaryota, Metazoa, Chordata, Mammalia, Chiroptera, Molossidae. Gene Ontology annotation, molecular function: [heparan sulfate]-glucosamine 3-sulfotransferase activity. The transcript has a single exon.
UGGCUGCGCACACCCAUGUGUCACUGAUCAGGGAGCAUUUCCUGCGCAGCGCUUCAUGAUCCAGUGACGUCGGGCCCAGCGAAGCCACCGCGGAGUCCAGUAUGGCCACGCUGCUCCUGGGCGCGCUGCUGCUGGGGGCGCAGCUCCAGCUAGCGCCUUCCCGCCCUGGGGCGCCCUGGGCGGAGACGGGCCAGCAGGAGCUCGUUCGGAAGGCGGCCGCCCUCCAAGACCAGGCCCUGGCCAGCUCGGCGCCCAACGGCUCGGCCCAGCAGCUGCCGCAGACCAUCAUCAUCGGCGUGCGCAAGGGCGGCACGCGCGCGCUGCUGGAGAUGCUCAGCCUGCACCCCGACGUGGCGGCCGCCGAGAACGAGGUGCACUUCUUCGACUGGGAGGAGCACUACAGCCAGGGCCUGGGCUGGUACCUCAGCCAGAUGCCCCUCUCUGCCCCGCACCAGCUCACCGUGGAAAAGACCCCCGCGUACUUCACGUCGCCCAAAGUGCCUGAGCGCGUCCACAGCAUGAACCCGGCCAUCCGGCUGCUGCUCAUCCUGCGGGACCCGUCGGAGCGCGUGCUGUCCGACUACACGCAAGUGCUGUACAACCACAUGCAGAAGCGCAAGCCCUACCCGUCCAUCGAGGAGUUCCUGGUGCGCGACGGCCGGCUCAACGUGGACUACAAGGCGCUCAACCGCAGCCUCUACCACGUGCACAUGCGCAACUGGCUGCGCUUCUUCCCCCGCAGCCGCGUGCACAUCGUGGACGGCGACCGCCUCAUCAGGGACCCCUUCCCCGAGAUCCAGAAGGUCGAGCGGUUUCUGAAGCUGUCGCCGCAGAUCAACGCCUCGAACUUCUACUUCAACAAAACCAAGGGCUUUUACUGCUUGCGGGACAGCGGCCGGGACCGCUGCCUGCACGAGUCCAAAGGCCGGGCGCACCCCCAAGUGGACCCCAAACUCCUCAAUAAACUGCACGAGUAUUUCCACGAGCCAAAUAAGAAAUUCUUUGAGCUUGUGGGCAGAACAUUUGACUGGCACUGAUGGGCAAUAAGCUGGGCUCGGAAACUUUCCUGCCGUAAGUUCUGGUGUAGGUGGGGAGGGGGAGGGGAAGAAUUUUAAAAGGGCAUUUAAGCUAUAAUUUAUUUGUAAAAUCCAUAAAUUACUUCUGUACAGUAUUAGAUUCACAAUUGCCAUAUAUAUAUACUAGUUAUAUUUUUCUACUUGUUAAAUUGAGGGCAUUUUGUAUUGUUUUUCAUGGUUGUUAACAUUGUGUAAUACGUCUCUCUAUGAAGGAACUAAAAGAUUUCACUUCAAAAAAAAGAAAAGAAAAAAGAAAAAAAUUCUGGAGACGCUGUCGUUUUUUUAAUAUAAUUAAC